AUGCCCCCUACGACUCAACAGUUGCAACGGGACACUCUCAGGAUCCGGAGGUUGCGCGAUGAGGUGCAUCCAGACACCUACGCGAGGGCGAUCCCAACCCUGGAUUUAUGCCUUCAAUACCUGCGACUGGACGCAAUACCCGAUAGACCCAUCCUCCCAUACGCUCUCAUGGACCUCGCGUGGGCCGCGCUGAUGUGCCUGAGCAAGAUCGUCUUUGUUUCGACGAGGAAAGAGGUCAAAGAACCGCUCCAAAAGACGACCGUCGCAAAGGUGUUGCCCGGGUUUGAAGGGAUUAUCGCGUGGCUGGACACGUGCAUGGCGCAGCGUCCCCACUGCAGACCCGAGCACGGCUCCUACUCGAGGGCGGCAGAGCUUCUACUCGGGCUCCUAAUCCUUGACCCUAGUUUAGAGCCUCUGGUACACGGCUCAUCGGUUGCUAUGAAGCUUGCGUUGAAGCUAUGGUGGAAUUGCACAGAAGACGGUUCAGCGGUUACCGUCGAGCUUACAGCUCAGCUAUUGGUUGGAGACCCUUUCGUCCACUUGAUGUUCUUCAUCAUCCAAAAGACCGACCUUCUGUUCGAUUACAUCACCUCCACGCAUGGUGGGCCGAGGAAAUUCUGCUACGCGUUGGUCUACAGGAUCAAGUAUCUCGUCGCUCUUCACCAGGACAAGAACCUUCUCGAUUCGCUGUUCAUCAAGCACGCGAUGAUGGUUCUCAACAUCACUCGUCGUGCACAGACGAACCAAUCGCUCCACAGGCGACUACGCAAAGAGCACUAUCUCGAAUGCUGGACUGUAGCCACCAACACCAUUCAACCCCGGCUCAUCCAAUCGGACAUCCAUCCCCAGGCGUCCUCGAGCGUCUUGUCCUACUUCGCUACUUCUCUCCUCGAUAUCGCCACUGCACCAGGAGGCCACAGCGUUCGGGGAUUCACUAUUCUUCUCCGCUCUGACAUUUUCCCGAUCUUGGUGUACCUACUUCGUUACUCGUCACCAGUCCUCCAGCACGAAGAUGAUAGGAAACGAGCCAAGAUCUUCAAUAUGUUGGGCGGGUAUGCUUUGUAUCCACGAUCUUGCACUGCCUUGUUGCGGGCGAUAAACGGCAUCCCCCAAGAUGCGGUGGAUGAAAUCCGUGCUGUGCCGUACUUGGUGGAUUAUUGGGAUGGAUGGACGUACACGAUCGAGCUUGUCGCUAACUGCAGGGCUCUCGCUCUUGGUUUCGAUAAUCUUCCACUCGAUCGGCUAUGCAGCUAUUCAGGGGUGAGUGUUGAAUUCUGA
Molecule: messenger RNA, 1278 nt
Organism: Coprinopsis cinerea okayama7#130
Lineage: Eukaryota; Fungi; Basidiomycota; Agaricomycetes; Agaricales; Psathyrellaceae
Exons: 2
Coding region: 1-1278 (425 amino acids)
Source: RefSeq, a predicted model, not a curated record